Olea europaea var. sylvestris is the source of this 2766-nucleotide messenger RNA. RefSeq names its product protein ENHANCED DISEASE RESISTANCE 2-like. The record is from RefSeq and is a predicted model, not a curated record. Gene Ontology annotation, molecular function: lipid binding. NCBI's taxonomy places the organism in Eukaryota, Viridiplantae, Streptophyta, Magnoliopsida, Lamiales, Oleaceae. The coding region runs from base 357 to 2405 and encodes 682 amino acids. The transcript is spliced from 22 exons.
GCAUAUAUAUAGUAUUUCAGAUUUCUGGAAUAUUACACCGGAAUUCUCUGAAUCACACAUAUCUUUUUUGAAUUUUACAGUGGAGAAACUAACAGAUCGUAGCUGUUUGACUUGAUUUCCGAUCAUAGAGUGAAGAUUUAAUUUUCUCUGUCUCAAGUGUUUGAAUUUCGGCUGUGAAUUUUUUGUGAUGAUUGAUCGAGUCGGUGUCGCAUAGUUUGUGUUGAUUCCUCGGAAGCGAAGAAUUAUACAAAUUAUUCCGAGCUUCCGGUACUGGAGAAUUUUUUGAUGUCCGAAAAAUUAAAAUAUAUACAGGUGGAGGGUUAAAUUCUGAGGUGGAAUAGUUUAAGUUGAGGGGGAUGUCGAAUUCUAAAGUGGUAUAUGAAGGAUGGAUGGUGAGGUACGGGCGGAGAAAGAUUGGAAGAUCAUACAUUCACAUGCGAUACUUUGUGCUUGAGACUCGGUUGUUGGCCUAUUACAAAAAGAAGCCACAAGACAAUGUGGUACCAAUAAAAACGCUUCUCAUAGAUGGCAAUUGUAGGGUGGAGGAUCGUGGAUUGAAGACUCAUCAUGGACAUAUGGUUUAUGUUCUGUCUGUUUAUGACAAGAAAGAGAAACAUAAUCGAAUUACGAUGGCAGCUUUCAACAUUCAGGAGGCACUUAUUUGGAAAGAAAAAAUUGAAUGUGUUAUUGAUCAGUAUCAAGAUUCACAAGCUGCCAGUGGUAACAAAUUUCUUUCUUUUGAAUAUAAAUCUGGAAUGGAUAAUGGAAGGACCGCCUCAUCAUCGGAUCGUGAAAGUCAGUUUAGUGCAGGUGACGAUGAAAAUGAAUCACAACGGAGUUUGUCGCGCAGAACAACAAUUGGAAAAGGUCCCCCCGAUUCUGUAUUUGAUUGGACAAGGGAAAUAGACUCAGACUUUACAAACCAGAAUUCUAACAAUCAAGCAUUUUCAAGAAAGUAUUGGCGCCUUCUUCAAUGUCAAAACGGGCUUCGGAUUUUCGAGGAGCUUGUCGAAGUGGAUUUCCUUCCAAAGAGCUGUAGUAGAGCAAUGAAGGCAGUUGGGGUCGUGGAGUCUACAUGUGAAGAAAUUUUUGAGCUAGUAAUGAGCAUGGAUGCCACACGGUUUGAAUGGGAUUGCAGUUUCCAGUACGGUAGCUUAGUUGAGGAGGUAGAUGGACAUACAGCAAUACUAUAUCACAGUCUUCAACUGGACUGGUUCCCUAUGUUUGUGUGGCCCCGUGACCUCUGCUAUGUGAGGUAUUGGCGUCGAAAUGAUGAUGGGAGUUAUGUUGUGUUAUUUCGUUCUAGAGAGCAUGAGAAUUGUGCUCCACAGCCAGGAUUUGUUCGAGCUCAUAUUGAGAGUGGAGGGUUCAAUAUUUCACCAAUGAAACCUCGUAAUGGGAGACCAAGAGCUCAGGUGCAGCAUCUUAUGCAGAUUGAUCUCAAAGGAUGGGGAGUGGGUUAUAUAUCAUCAUUUCAGCAACAUUGUCUGCUUCAGAUGUUAAAUUGCGUUGCUGGAUUGCGUGAAUACUUUUCUCAAACUGAUAACAGGACUGCUGCUCCAAGAAUUCCUGUUAUGGUUAAUAUGACAUCAGUUUCCAAUUCUUCAAAGAGGAGUCACAAACUCAACUCAUCUUCUGUUCAUCAUAGUCCUUCUCUAGAUCAAAUACAAGCUGAAAAUAAGAAUGGUGCAUUGAUGGAUGAAUACUCUGAUGAAGAUGAAGAUCAAGUUGUCGAUCAAGAAACAUUUUCAUCCAGCAUUGAAAUCGAAGACAAGAGAACGGCUGAUGAAGAAGAACCUCAAGACCAAAUUGAUUUGUCCAUUUUCUCGGGCAACCUUCGGCGUGAUAACCACGACAAGGCUCGUGAUUGCUGGACAUUAUCUGAUGGAAACAACUUCAGAGUUCGUAGCAAGCAAUUUUGCUAUGACAAAUCAAAGGUUCCUGCUGGUAAACAUCUCAUGGAACUUGUUGCUGUUGACUGGUUCAAAGAUUCAAAAAGAAUGGACCAUGUUACCAGACGACGUGGGUGUGCAGCACAAGUUGCAUCAGAUAAAGGACUUUUCUCUAUUGUUUUUAAUCUGCAAGUGCCUGGAUCGACACACUACAGCAUGGUUUUCUAUUUUGUGACUAAGAAAUUAGUCCCAGGAUCUCUCUUACAGCGGUUCGUUGAUGGGGAUGAUGAAUUUCGCAAUAGCAGACUGAAACUUAUUCCAUCAGUGCCCAAGAUUGUGAAUUGCCAUUGCGAAUCAUGCAGGGAUCAUGGAUUGUUCGUCAGAGUGUUGGAAGUACCCCUUGUUUACUGGGAAAAGCUGUUGAUUGCAACUAUAUCCGUGGUCCCAAGUAUUUGGAAAUUGAUGUUGACAUUGGUUCUUCCACUGUGGCAAAUGGAGUCCUGGGGCUUGUAAUUGGUGUGAUUACAACACUUGUUGUUGACAUGGCUUUCCUCGUACAGGCUAACACACCGAAUGAGUUACCUGAGCGGCUUAUCGGUGCUGUCCGAGUUUCACAUAUAGAACUUUCGUCAGCUAUUGUCCCAGUGCUCGAAUCGGAUACUACAUAGCUCUUCAUACCAUGAUAUUUCAGAUACUUAUAGGUUAUUUAUUUUACCCUCCCAAAUGAAAAAUUAUUUUUAGAACUUGACAUUACAUUUGUGCUAAAACAUACAAAUUUAGGGUAUAGGUAUUUUCAGUUACUUGAGAUGUACAAAUAAAUUUAUGUUGUGUUUAUGACUCUUGUUACUGCAAACUCUUUGCUGUCUAAUUUUUU